AUGCGCCGUGUGCGACAGAGGCUUGGGGUGCGGUGGCUCUCAGGCUCGACAGCCGCGACGUGGCGCCUGAAUACCGAGGUGGUGGGCCCUUUUCGAAGGUGCAGUACGGCCGCUGAGGGCACCGCACCUUCCGCCUCUACAACGCCCUCCUCCGCGGCGCCCCCUCUCCUUCCGUCGUCGUCGUUGGCGACCUCUCUGGCAGCACCCAAGAUCCUCUCCGAUGCCGCCGCACUUUUUGACCACUACUUCGGCGACGUGUCCACCACGCUUGACAUCGCUCCCGUCAAGCGACCGCAUGUUGUGGGGAGUCUCGUGUGUGCUUUGGAGGAGUAUCCGAUCAGCGUCGUCCUCGUGGAGCAGUGUUGCGGCACCUCUGCCGAGGCCGUGACCGAGAGUGUGCGGUGGAGGGCCAUCCAUAGUGCACAGGUAAUGCGUGGGGUGUCGUGGAAGUCAACAAAGACGUUUCUCGUUCAUCACCUGUGCACUGCUCGGCCGAAUGUGAUCGAGCUGCUUGACGCCCUCGAUUUGACACUACGAGUGCGGCUGCUGCGGCAGGAUGACCUCGCUGCCACUGCUGCUGAGCAGGAGAGGACGAGUGGCGACGAGCGCGGCGUCGCCUCCGAUGUGUCGUCGCGAAAAACCAAGAAGUCGACGGGGCAGAGGUGGCGGUGCUCCGCUGAGCUGUACGAUACGUGGCACACACAGCCGCGCUUUACGCCUGUCGAACCCGCCGCCGGUGGCGGCGAGGAGUCGGGGGACGAUGAGGUCGGUGAGCUGCUGGAUGUAAUCGAGGGGGCCCUGACACGGGUGGAGGCGAAGCUGCGGCAACUGCACAUGCGAUACGCAAGGGACAGCGUGGAGGAGGCCUGCAGGUUUGUCCAGGAAGCCGGCGGCGACUUCUGCGAAAUGCAGCUCACAAUGCGUGGCCUUCGGGCGUGUAUGGAGAAGGGCGACCAUGCUCUAUACCAUGCGACUCGGCACUGCCCGUGGUGGGGCGAGGUGCGAGCACGCCGUUCCUGGUCUCUCCAGUGCAACGCUGACAUGGACGUGAAACACUCAAAGGCCGUGGCGUUUCAUCUCUGCCUUGCCUUCACGCUGCACGCCACCCGCAGCGACGAGACCAACGGCGAAAGUGGCGUGGCAGCCGUACUUCAGUUGUCUGAAGCACAUUGUGGGCUCGCUCAGCUUGUGGACAACAAGGCAGCCGAUGGCGUGUCCCGCCGCUACACAAACCCGGCGAGCUGUUCGGCACUUCUACAAGACCUGUACGCGGUAUCCACCCUUUCACGCAUACUGGCAAGUGGGCGCUUGUCUCCCGCUACAGACUGGACGUGUGGACCGAUGGACUUGGCAAAUCAUCUCGUGAGCGCGGCGGCCGUGCUUUCUCCGACGGUCGCCUACGACUGGAUUGGCGCCACUCGAGGCGGCAGCGAGUCAGUUGCGCAAGGAACGCCAUGUAGAGCGCAGGAGACGGUGUCCACUGCCGCGGAUGUAGGACUGCCGGCUUGCGUGCGCUGGAGCUCCUUUGUGGGGCGGGCCAACUUAGACGACUUUGUAGUCCAUCUCCGUGGGGCGAUUGGUUCACGAGAGCGGAGCGCCGCGACAGAUAGCUGUGCUUUGCCACCGCUGUGGCCGCAGCUGGGUCUUCUUCACCCCGGCACACCCGAAGACCGAUGCGCCGCCUUGCGAGAGCUUCUCCGGCACGAGCAUGGUCUGCGGGGGUUGCCUCGGGUCUCGGUAACCGUAUGCACCACUCCACUCUUCUCGCUCGAGUACGACGCGGAGCUCAUAGUAAAGGACAGUGAUACCAACGCGAAGCGAGUUUCACAUUGUACGGCAGGCGACCUCACCAGCAUUCAAAUCUUGUGCGGUGAUUGCUACGCGGACGUCGCGGCUGCGGCGCAGGUACACACGCCAUGGGCAGCUCCACUCUGCAACGCCACUUCAGCACCUCUGCCGGCGACCACCGCGGUCGCGCAACGCGGCAAAGGCGAUCACAUGGACACGUGCUCUGUUUUUCCCGACACGGGCAAUCGAACCCACGACGCGACCAACCCCGCGUUUGAUGCGCUGGAGUGCAUCUCGGUGGACGUGCUCUCCAUCAGCGACUCCAUGUUGGCGAUGGGGUUCACCUCUGCGACAUGGACCGCCAACACAGCGAAGCUCGUGGCAAAGCGUGGCGACAAUGCCGCUCCUGCUGUGUUCGAGGGUGCGAAUACACUCUCUGGCUACCGGCGAAUUCUCCGCUUCUGUGCGAAACGACCGGUGUACAGGACGGCGUACCUACCGCGGCGCAGCACGCUACCGGAGGCGCUUCAGCGUCUUCUCGUCACCAUGGCGUCCAGUGGGUCCAAUGCCGACGACGACGUUGACACCUGCAAGCGAAGGGAUGACGAGUGGCCGGGUGCGCACACGGAGGAAGCAGCGAUUCUUCACGAUCAGGAGACGCGAGCUGGUCACACGCGCCUCGGGCGUUGCGGCACGCUGAUGCUCGUUUUUCCCUUCAACGCAGGGGCCGCUGCGCUGCAGGCGCAAACGAGCGCCGCUGCCAAGAAAAUGCAACAGACUCUUUUCUCAGCCGUGCAGGAGCACUGCCGUGAUUCGGCGCGGCUGUCCGUGUGGAUGCCUGCUCACACCCGCUCCAUGGAGGCUACCUUCUUCCACUCCUGGCCUCUGACGGCGCAGUGGCUGGUGCCUCACGGCAGUCCACUUCAUGCGUCGCUGACGCCGGUGUUCUGCGAGGAAGCAGCGAUACCGCGGCGGCGCAAUGCCGAAAAAGUGGCAGAGGACUCUUCAGGCCAUGGCGCCACCAAGUAUGAUCUGCACCUAUCCACCACGGCUUCCCCGUCAGCGUCGUCUGCGCAGGCGUGUAGCGGAGCGGAGCCAUGCUCGCCACCGUUGACCACGGCGGUAGUAGUGCGGCUCCCUGCCAGUGCGGCGUGGCUUUCAUCGGCGCAUACUGCGAUGAGGAGGGCUUUGAAGCUCUCACGCCCUGACCUGUUUGCGUAUCCUAGUAACAGUGUCGCCCCAUCGACUGCGCUUGGCGGGGAGGAAGGUAGCGAUGCCCCGGCAGGUGUGGAGGGGCUGCUUGUGCGCUGCGCGACCUUCACGCAGGUGGUCGAAGCGCUGCUCUUCACAGCCACCUUUUGUGAACUGACCGCGUUGGACGCGGAGGCCGUUCUCAAAGAGCUCUUUGGCCACAACGUGUACACGAAGAAAUGCGGCGCAGUGACGGAGUUGUGGCUCGUCGUCGCGCCACGCAUGUCGCCGGUACGCCUGUGCACUGUGAGCAUGAAAGAGGGCAAUCUCGGCGGGUCCUCGGAGAGAAAGUGGUCAAUGCUGCUGCAGUGUGUAAUGGACGCAUCCUGUCCCGAAGCGAGGGCGACCGUGGAAGCAAUGCGGCACCUGCGAAGGUGUGUUGCGGCGCUGGCCACCGAGAGUGACCGUGGUUGUCUGCCGCCGCAAUGCCAACUAUCGUGCGAGUGGGUCCUCAGGCCUUCGACUGCCAGCGAAGAGGAGCCCGUGGAGUGGACUCAGGUGUUUGUGGCAGAGCUGGUGCGUGGCUCACCUGUGCCGUCGACGUCGGCUUCUGGACCUCGGUGGUCGAAAGUCUCCAUGAGGCGGCGAGGGCUAGGGGACGUUGCGGUGCAGUCGAGCGACGGUGCAACCUCCGCAAAGUUGCCGACAAGUGUGAUGCAUCGCGAGGAAGGGCCAGACAGCUUUGGUGUCUUGUGGAGGAUGCUACACUCUCCUGCCCUGCAACCCGCACAGACGGCCAGCCUGCCCACCGCGGCGUCCGGACAAGAGUUGGCCAGUGCGCCCAUUCCUUCUCCUGGCGGGUUCAUCAAGGCUGCCCAAAGGGCACUCGCGCGGCAGCGCGGUGUCGCACGCGUGACUCACCGCUACGACAAGGAACUGGGAGGCGUUGUUGUCGAGGGGUGGGGACGGCUGCGGCAAAAUGGGAGCGAGGCGCCAUGCGAGACGCCGGUAACACUUGUGACUGAGCCGAUGGCCCUGCACUGUGUCCCCAUGCACUUGAUGCAACUUUAUCAUCGCCUUCUAGUAGAGACGCACGAGCUUCCCCGUAUCCGGGAGGCAGUGUGGGAGCGACUGGGGGCCGAGUGUGAGAAGACCUCGACAGAGACCAUCGUGCAGUCUCUAUGCGAGACUCUGGGCUGCACGCCUGCCGACCUUCAGAGCGUGGAGGUGCGGUACAUGAAAGUGUGGACGGCGCGCCUCGAGCUCCCUCUUCGCGUUUUCGGGUUCUCUGCUCCUGUGACGCCGUCGCCCCCUUCAUCUCCGUCUGCGCAAAACCCCUGCUGCGACGCCCCGCCCGCGCUGUACGUGUACUGCCAUCGCUCGUCAAAGAGGCAAGCGAUACGGAGUGUCUACACUCUCCUCUACCAGUGGACUCGCUAUCCACAGAUGGUGGCGUCGGUCAACGACGCACAGUUUCGCAUUGCGAGCAACAAGAGUGCCGUGUGGCCCCGCUGGGGUGCCGACUCUCCAUCGUCGCCGUCUGCGCCGCUACCGUGCCCAGCGACGACUGCCACAGCCGAACCUAGGCCGCCAAUGAUGAUGGAGUCCGCAACUUGUGCAUCAGAGGCUUGCGCGGCACCGACGGCUGCGCGUACGCCUCAGACGCUGAGCUCCGUCCUUGACGCAGCCCACGCGCGCAUGGAAACGUCUCUCGGCGCACUCGUAGGCUGCAGGGACGGCCACGUGACACUGCGGCUGAGUCAGACGUUUGGGCUGCAGCUGAUGUACGGCGUGGGUGCGGCGAAGGCGCAAGUGGAAGUAACCGAGAUGGAGUCUGUGCAGCUCCUGCGUGAGGCGUGGGUGCCGCUUGUGUGGGCGCCAGCGCAGAUUCUCAGCGCAGAGGUCUCCGUACUGCAGCGCCUCCUCACGCGCUCCACCACCACCACCGGCGGUGGCGAUACCGACGAUAUGCGAAGCGUUCUGCGGGAGCUCGUUUUCACCAAUGGCCUGGCGCAGCGAGCGGCAUUGCAGAGCGGACGUGAUGUGCGCGCGAAGGAGUUUUGCGUCUCGUUUUUCCGUCGCUACUUUGGCUGGCGCGUGUGCGAACGCGAGGACGUCGAGGACAUCUCCGUCAGCGAUGACCAGAGCACCGUUGUGAUUGUGCAGAAAGCUGAACAGGGUGCGCUGUCGCAUGGUGGACAGCGAUCCAGACCGAAACGCGUCGCCUUCUCGUGUCACAGCGGCGCGGCGCCGCCCGGUGAGCUCAGACACGCGACGGGUACUCUCCAGUUGACGCAAAUCGUGCCUGGUGCUGCAACGUCCGUCCGGCUUGGAAGGAUACUUGUUGAGGUGACGGGUGCGACCCCCCAAGCCGCCUUGGACGCCCUCUGGGAGCCGUGCACCCUCCAAAUCGAAUCCGUGUUCGGCGUGUCGCGCAGUAUGUCGCCACGCGAGGCAGACGAUCAAAUGUUGCGCUUUAUGCAGUCGCAGCUGGAGUAG
Messenger RNA from Leishmania mexicana MHOM/GT/2001/U1103, 5478 nucleotides. RefSeq lists its product as hypothetical. The transcript has a single exon. Bases 1 to 5478 code for a protein of 1825 amino acids. The record is from RefSeq and is a predicted model, not a curated record. Lineage: Eukaryota; Euglenozoa; Kinetoplastea; Trypanosomatida; Trypanosomatidae.